Messenger RNA from Dioscorea cayenensis subsp. rotundata (Guinea yam), 879 nucleotides. RefSeq names its product zinc-finger homeodomain protein 11-like. The transcript has a single exon. The coding region runs from base 108 to 611 and encodes 167 amino acids. NCBI's taxonomy places the organism in Eukaryota, Viridiplantae, Streptophyta, Magnoliopsida, Dioscoreales, Dioscoreaceae. Gene Ontology annotation, cellular component: nucleus. Gene Ontology annotation, molecular function: transcription cis-regulatory region binding; DNA-binding transcription factor activity. The record is from RefSeq and is a predicted model, not a curated record. Gene Ontology annotation, biological process: regulation of DNA-templated transcription; regulation of developmental process.
GCAUGGAAUUUAACUAGAGUACUACAUGGGUGUGGUGGUCCUUUAAAGCAUUAUAUAAGAAGACCAACUAUGUAGUCAUGUUUGGAAACUAAUUCAUAUAUGCUGUAAUGGAGGUGUUCAAGGAAUGUAUGCGCAACCAUGCGGCAAACCUCGGUACAUAUGCCGCAGACGGAUGUCUAGAGUACACCGCCGAUGAGUCUAGGCCUGGAGGUUACCGAUGCGCAGCGUGUGGCUGUCACCGCAACUUUCACCGGAAAAUCAUGAUGGAUAGCAUUAAUGAAGGGGCUGCCUAUAGUCUGCCAGCGGCCGAGGACCGAACAGAGGGACGGCGAAGGCCAAGGACCAAGUUUUCAUCUGAGCAGAAGGUUAGGAUGGCAAGGUUUGCAGAGAAGAUUGGAUGGAGGUUGCAAAAGAGGGAUAGUGAUGAAGGUGAUGAGAUCAUGAAGUUUUGCAAAGAGAUUGGAGUUAGUAGGCAAGUCUUUAAGGUUUGGAUGCAUAAUCAUAAGAAUAGUUCUGCUUCUUCAUCUACAAAUAACUCUAAUGUUGCUGCUUCUUCUUCAAAAAAUAUGGAUCAUUGUGAUGCCAUGGAGAGUCCCUCUAUCAGAGACUAAGUAGUUGGUAGCUAUAUUGAAUAUUCAUGCUUGUUGUCUUUAAUCAGAGAGAGUGAAGAAGUGAUGCAAACUUUUAUAGUCAUAUAUAUGAUCAAUAAUUAAUGUAUCUUUGUGUUUCUUUUAGCAUUGCAUGUAUUGCGCGCAUCUACCGUAGGAUGACACUAGUACUGUUGAUAUAUAUAUAUAUAUAUUUAUAUGUAUGUAUCAAUGGUGAUCUUGAUUUUUGUUUGCUAAGAAGGUGUGGUGUGAUAGUUGUGAGAAAAACAUA